AUGGCUACAUGUCUGUGUUCUAAAACUUCGAAUACGAUUGUUGCUGCACUAAUGGCUAGCAGAAUCUACAAACACGCAGCCACUCUAACAACAGAGCACGAAAAACGGCGCGAAUUUGACGAAAAAGAAAAAACAUUUGAUAAACAUGCAGCUCAGAUUAUCGAUAAAUGUUUUGAAGAAGAUGAAAAUUUUGCUGUGGAUGUCUUAAGGACGAAAUCGAAGUUGUUCUUUGACUAUAGCCCAUUAGAACUAGCUGAACAGAAUCAUUGUCGUGCCUUUUUGGCUACAAAAACUGCCCAAAAGCACUUGGACAUGAUUUGGUAUGGUGAGACUGAUGAUCAUGGACACGACCAAACGAAAAUUAGUUGGCUUUUUUAUAAUCAUUGUCGCGAACAAUCCAAAUAUCAGAGUCAUCAUCGUAUUCGAAGUUAUUUUAAAAAUGUCAAAUGGAAUGUUUUGGAUAUUGCUGCAAUACUGAUCUAUAUAGUCGGUUUUAUAACCAGGUUUAUUGUUAUUGAACAAGCAUUUAUCGUAUCGAAAAUAUGUAUGGCUAUCGACGUGUUUCUAUGGUAUGUUAGAAUGCUACAUUUGUUUUCGGCCUACCAACGAUUAGGACCAAAAUUGUUGAUGAUAUUUAACACGAUGAAAGAUUUGGUAUUUUUCAUCUACUUUAUUUUAAUAUUUAUCUUUGGAUAUGCAAUUUCGUCGUACGCAUUGAUCACAACAGAUGAUCAAGUUAAAUGGAUUUCGAAUUCCAGUGGCGGUCAUGCUACACAAUAUUCUCUUACAAACGAUGGUGAUAAUUUAUGGCGGUGGAGACUUAUACGAAGUGUUCUGGACUGGGGUAUCUGGAAAGUAUUUGGUCAAGUGAAUCUUGUAGGAGUAGUCGAAGCCGACGGCACAGUACUUAAGGGUGGUAAGCAUUCAUUUAUAGCGCUCCAAAAUAACGGUUGUUAUAUGAAUUCCGGGUGA
This is a messenger RNA of Didymodactylos carnosus, 972 nucleotides long. NCBI's taxonomy places the organism in Eukaryota, Metazoa, Rotifera, Eurotatoria, Philodinida, Philodinidae. The record is from the annotation of a GenBank genome assembly.